GUCUGGGACAGCUCUCCUGCUCGAGGUCAAGACACCCGGAGAAGAUCAGUCCGAUCCCGCAAUGAGUGGCACGAAGCGACCUUGGGGUUCAUCCAGUGACAGUGUCGAGGACUCAGAUCGCUCAACGAAGCAAAGUAGGAGCAUCGAAAACGAAAUGGAGAGGAUCAGUUUGCCGGUGUCGAUCGAUCUCGAAACAUUUGUUUCAUCGCGAAAGGACGAGUUGGCGAAUCUCGCCAAUGUGGUCAAAGUUAAGAUGCGGAAACUAGUCAGUCAACAACUGCCCCGUCACUUACGCAGGAGGACAGUUAGUCACAACAGAAAACGAUUGCCCAAACGUUUACAGCCUCGCUUCAACGCCGGAGGCGCUAAAGAAACGAAGCGACCAUCGAGGUCACAUCGUCGGCGGCCGAGGAAUCUUCAGGAAGACUAUGCGAGAAGAUCAAGAGAGAACCGCUGGUUGGAAACGCACAUCUGGCAUGCGAAAAGAUUUCGCAUGGUGAACAAAUUCGGUUUCCGGAUCCCAGAGAGCAGUUUCGAUAAGAGUUUGCGGGCUUGCUACAGGGGCUCUGCCAAAUAUUGUCUCCUGAACGACGUCUCCUACGAAUGUUGCAUUCAGUUGCGUGGACGCGAAGAAAAUAUUUGCUCCCUCCUGGACAUCCACACCCCGAAGGACGUGGGGCUACGAGUUGGCUCGAGAAAGUACAUUGAGGGCGAAUAUGAGGGGAAUAUCUGGUUCUACGAAGCAGGUUCAUAUCCCUAUGGUGCCAUCGGUGAAAUAAGCUUCAUGUGGAGGCCGAAAUCCAGUGCUUCUACUGAGCGAACGCUUUGGCUUUGGUGUCAUCCCACGAUGCGAGAAGCCAUACUCGCAUCUUUUGAAAAAGCUCUGGAGGGCUGUGAUGACUCUGGGAACCCGACCUCGGAGUCGCUGUGUGAGUAGACAUCCACGGUCGUCGUAGAAGAUCUUAGAGGGGAGUUGAAUCGCUUUCGACUCACCGGGCCCCUGGCUGUGAGAACACUCUGUGAGUCAUUGACUCAGGACGAGACGGGGCUGGACGUAGGCCUGAAGCUGAACGCAACGUACUUUAACAAAUUCUGGGACCUGCUCAAAAAAAACUCUUUAUCUGCAUCCUCUCUUGUACGAGACGGUCAAAUCGUCGGCAACCUCGUCUUGGACCCGCGGUUGCACAUGCCCACGAAGCGUCUCGUUCCCACCGUCGUUGGAGCUUCCGAAGAUCAAGGAAUUUCGCAGAAAGAAUCUAUCCCAGUAGAAAGUGAGAUUUGGGAAGGCGAGACGCGACUUCGGGUCAAAGAGCAGAUGCUGACCCAGGAUGAAAUUAACAAGUUCCGCCAGGAGAAUCUCGUGCCGGGCACACCAUUGGACCUCAAGGAGAAAGAGAGUCGCAUUCCGAUAAUUGUGAUUUUCCGUUCUGGAUCCCGUGAAAAUCUGGGCUAUGGUCGGGGCUGCGACGUCAUAAUCCCGCCUGGUUGGGGUCGGCAAUUUUUCAUCGCGUUCAACUACCGAGGGGCUAGGGCCGCUGGACUCCGCGAUAUGAAUGCGGUGACCAGAUACUGCAAUCGAUUCGUAUUCCCCGACGAUGCACCCGAUAGUGUCAUCGCUAAAGCUUAUUUGGCAAAUGAGACGGAAGCGCUCCGCGACAAACAUUUCACCUAUCCGCCGAACAAACGACCUCCGUUCAUGAGGUUGGGCGUUUUCAAACCGUACGAAAUGCCUUUCGGUCAUCUCGUUUUUUGUUAUGAGUCGAUUUGGGAAUACGGAGCAACGCCCACAGGCAAAUUCUAUGUUCUCCGAGAUCGAAACAAACUGUCGGCGCUGUCGAAAGUCACUAAAGCUAACAGAUUCGAUGUGGCUGCCUUCGAAAAAUGUAUCGCAGGCGAGAAUGUGGACGCCGUCUUGGUACCGGUGAAGUUAGUCUCUGUGAGCAAAGGAGUUCCACAGAGAUUUUCGCGAAUCUACGUCGUGCCGGAUUCCUUGGUCGAAUAUGAAGUUUUGGUCGACGAGCUGAAGCAUUCCCCUCCUGUUAUCGAAAGUCGGUGCGAAAGAGAAUGUUACGAUGAAUGGAAUAGGAAUAUGGACGCCAUGGGGGGAAAUCAGUUCCCAAUCAUCGGGUUCGUCACGUCCGGCGAUAGGAACUUGACCGGGAAGAAAGCCACGGCUUUGGGAUAUGUUUCGUUGCAGGGUUUGCUCAAAGUGAUGACCAAUCCCGACAAGCGGGGGACUUUCGCUUUCCGGAACCAGGACGUGUUUGGCUACCACAGAGCGACGUUGGAGAUAUUAUCUUAGCCUAUGUAUUGUUGAGCUGAGAGCAAAUAAAUAUAAUGAGU
Galendromus occidentalis (western predatory mite) is the source of this 2343-nucleotide messenger RNA. It is a transcript of the gene Pop1, whose product is annotated as POP1 ribonuclease P/MRP subunit. The record is from RefSeq and is a predicted model, not a curated record. Gene Ontology annotation, cellular component: nucleolar ribonuclease P complex; ribonuclease MRP complex. Lineage: Eukaryota; Metazoa; Arthropoda; Arachnida; Mesostigmata; Phytoseiidae. Gene Ontology annotation, biological process: tRNA 5'-leader removal. The transcript has 9 exons.